Messenger RNA from Spirodela intermedia, 4516 nucleotides. NCBI's taxonomy places the organism in Eukaryota, Viridiplantae, Streptophyta, Magnoliopsida, Alismatales, Araceae. The record is from the annotation of a GenBank genome assembly.
AUGGCGGCGGGAUCGAAGCAUGUGCUGCUACCGCUGUCGGAUCCUCAGAUGAGAGGGAGCGGGGGGGACGAGAGCCUAUUCAAAGGAUCUGCAAUGACCAAGCGCGGGGCGGUCGCCGCUGUGUCCUACAUGAGCUGCGCAGGUUAGGCGUUGGAAAACUAUCAUCUUCAUCUCAUUCCUUUCGUUCUCUACUUACAUAUAUGGAUGAUCCUCCAUGAAUUCCGAAGAAAAGUACAUAAGCUGGUGAAUUAGGAAUGGGCCUGACUACAGAAAAUCUUUCUAUGGAUGAUAAUUAGCAAGUGUCGAACACGCUAUUCUAAUGACCGCUUGGAUGUGUUUCAGUGGGUGUAGUUGGAGGUCGACGCCAUGCGAUUCUUAUAUCUAGCCCUGCGUAGAGUCCAAUUUUACGGCGGGGAACAUAUUUAUGCCAUGAUUUUUCUGGCAACUAACUCCAAUCUCACCUAAGUUUGCGAAUCUAUGUUGCCGACUUUCUCAUAUGAUGAUAAGUUCAUUAAAUCCUUUCUGGUGCAAGAAAGAAAAAAUGGCAUUCGUAAUGAUGUGUGAAGGCUUAGGCUGGGUGCAGCGGCAGUUUUGAUAACCUUGAUCCACUCAUCACCCGACGUUUAGUAAUAUUCCUUCAAUCUUCAGUGUAUUCCUGGAUUAGGGUCCUAGUCUCUGAGUCUGGAGUUGAAUAUGCUGGGAAACUCGUAACAUGGUUUGCAUUUGCUGGUCGCCAACUUGAUCGAUACAGCCAGCUAUGGAGUCUGUGCCAAGUCAAUUUUGGGUCAAACCUGAGAAAAGCUCAACCAUGUUCUGAUAGCAGAGCAGAACUGAAACCUAUCAAAGUUUUGUCUCGGCACUCACUAGAGGGUAACUAUGUUCCUAACAUACUUUAUAGCAUGCGGAUCAUAACUUAAUUUUUGUAAUGUACCUUCUUUGCUCCUCUCCCGUCUUUGACGAAUAUUUCAGUUGAUCCACAUCCCAUUUGUGUUUUAAUGCAAUCCAAAUACUUGAAAUGGUGGGAUUGAUGCCAAGUCUCAGCUGCCUCUUGAAUGUGAACUUCAAGAAACAAAACAUAAAGCAAGAAAAUCGUUUCAAACUGUAUCGAAAAGGAAAGAAAGUUAUUACCGUAUUGGCAGUAGACUCAUCUGCACAGGGAAAGAGAGAGGAUAGAAAAGUGUCGAAUGGAAAGCUGCUGUCAGACUUGACAGAACAGAGAGAAGAGACAUUGCUGAAUAAGAUUGAAGGGAACUUUCAUGCAUUUGGCUAAAACCUACCAGUCCUGGUCCCCUUAUGGCUGGUUGGCAAGUCAUCUGAGCAAGACGCCAACAGUAAGUUGUUCACUUGUCUUCUUGGCAUUUUAAGCUGGGUGUUAGCAAUAGAGUGGGAAACUAUAAAGUGAUUGUAUAGAUUAGUUUCCUUCAGCUUCAUGGUGCUUUGAUUACAUAUUCCUCGACCAUUUUCCCCACUUAAAAUUACGACUUGAUUUUUCUUGGUUUUCCAUAUUUAGAUUUGGAUUUUCCAUCCGUGGAUCUUAUUGGGAUGUGGCAUAAUUUUGACGUUUUUUAUACAAAUGCAUGGUCCUUUCUUCCCUGUCUUAUGGUUACUGGCCUCCAUUCUGCAGUCUUGUUGGUUCUGUUUAACAAGGCAGCUCUCUCUUCGUAUAACUUCCCAUGCGCUAAUGUCAUCACCUUGUUUCAGGUAAUUUCUUUGUUUCUUGUCAUUGGUGUUACAGUGCCUUUUCUACUUUAUGAUCCCAUUUCAAAUGUAUGGUGUAGAGCUUGUCUAUUUCCUCGUGGGAGUGAUUGAAGUUUUAUGCUUCAUCAUUCUUUUUAGCUCAUUAGUACCUACUCACCACUACAUUUAUUAUAUUUCUAAUGCAGAUGAUAAGUUCUACAUUAAUCUUGUUUGCUAUGAGACGCUGGAAAAUUAUCUCCUUCACAGCUGCUGAAUCUCGGACAGUUUCAGAUAAUCAUUUAGCAGGCUUUGUUUCACUGCCAACACUACUUCAUACUCUUCCACUUUCGUUAGCUUAUCUGUUUUACAUGGUGAGUUCUUCUAGCACUUUUUUUUCUCCAAGAACAGGGGUGUCGUAUUAUUUCUUGAAUAUUGUCUUUUUUAUGCUUACAGCUGGCUUCAAUGGAGUCUGUUCGUGGUGUGAAUGUUCCCAUGUACACAACCCUUAGGCGUACAACUGUUGUAUUUACAAUAAUUGUUGAGUACCUUCUGACUCGACAAAAAUAUUCGAAUUCGGUUCUUAGCAGGUAAAUAUUUUUACUUUUCUUGGUAAUGAAGAUGACUGACUUAGUUAUAUGAAGAGAUACAGAUGGAUAUGCGUUCUUUGUCCAUGAGUACUAGGAGAUGUCAUAGGUGUCAAUUGACAAUAGGGAUCAGAUAAGACGUCACAAUGUUUGAGACUUACAGACCAGUAAAACUGGUACAUGCCAAAUAGCCGUAUCAAAUGAGUUGUCAUUUUCUGCAUCACUACAGGUGUAAAACGAGAUUGAUAAUGUUUGUAUUCAACCUUUAUUGACUUUCUGAAAAAUUGAUUAUACCACGAGUCAUAAAUUGGAAAAUUGAACCCAUGUACAGUCAUAGAACUCCUCUGACAGUGAUCGAAAGCUAGAAAACCACCCUCCCGUUGCAGUGAUAUUGAGUCAGUGUCAAUGCCACCUUGUAUGAUAAGUCUAUAGAACCUACAUUGAUUGUUAUUAGAUGGGUAUGCUGAAUCUUUCACCUGACUGUAAGGCUAGGUUUUUAAACUAUUUGUUUAAUCUACCCUCAAAGUUUCGGGGAUUUCUUGUUUGUAAUGUUGGGCUUUUGGAACUGAAGCUCCUUAUUCUUUCAUCCGAUUUGUUCUAUGUAAGUGUUUACGCUUCUGAUCUUUUUCCAUGGUGAAAAAACCAAGGGCUUUACCAGUGUGGGACUGAUUGUUUUCGGAGCAUUUGUGGCUGGCGCUCGGGACAUGUCAUAUGAUUCAUAUGGCUAUGGUGUUGUUUUAUUGGCCAACUUGACUACCGCAAUAUACCUUGCUACCAUAGCUCGCAUUGGUAAUGCCAUGGCCUUACAUUUUCGUCUUCUUUUUAUCUUAUGGAUCAUGCCAGGUAUCCUCGGUGAUGAUUUUUCUCAUCGUUAUGCGUUUUUGCACCUUUUUAUUCUCUAGGAAAAUCAAGUGGUCUCAACAGUUUUGGUCUAAUGUGGUGCAAUGGUAUGCAAGCGUCCGAAUUUAAUUUCUUUUUCUGAUGACAUCUAUGCUCUUAUAAAGCAAAUGAAUGCCUCAACUGUGUUUCUAGAAGUAUCCUAGAACAUUGGUAAAUUAGCAUCUACUGCUUCUUUUGCAGGAUUGAUAUGUGGACCAGUUCUAUUACUUUGGACGUACAUUCAGGGUGACUUGACCAGGACAAUGAACUUCCCUUAUUUAAAUGAUUAUGGAUUCCAGGUAUGCUGGAUUUUUGAAACAUGUGAUUUAAGUAUGCAGUGCUUGUCAUUACUAAAUGACAAUGGAAUAAAUCUACUGUCCUGGACACUACUGAGUCUUGUGAGAACAGGUGCUAAGAUCACAGAGUAGUGUGCGCCGUAAAUUGUGUCCAUGAUCUUUCAUGGUUCCCAAGAACCUUCUGUUACUAAUUUUGCUUUCCGUAGUCAAUAAAAUAGCUUUCUUCUGUUGGGUAUGUAGUUUUUGAUUUUCCCGAAACAGAGAUUACUUAUUCGCGUGCACAUGUGUGGCUCAUCUGUAUGAUUUUCUGUACUCUUUGGUCAAAAAAGUCUUCUGCCUUGAGAGGGAUAUACAGUCGCAAUAUAUCUCUGUGUAGAAAUAUGUUUCCUGGUAUCUUAAUAGCUGACUUCAGAUUUUGCCGGGUCGUAUCUGAACCAGCAAAUCCGUGUUUCAAGGAUCUCAUUACGAACUGUCCUCUGUUGCGUGCACCAUGUAUAACCAGGCAUUUCCUUAGUCUUAUCAUGCUACAUUUCUCUUAAUCAGGCAACAUUUCUACCGUAGAUAAGGGGGGAAACUCUCAUAAUGCGUCCUUGUUUUAUCCUUAUUUAUAUUGAAUCUUAAUGACAGUCAUCUUGCAGGCUGUGAUGCUUGUUUCCUGCAUCCUGGCGUUCUUCCUCAACUACAGCAUAUUUCUGAACACCACCCUCAACUCCGCACUCACCCAGACAAUGUGUGGCAACCUCAAAGUCAGCUUGCUCCCUCUUCCCUCCUCCAUCGUGGCAGUCUAAUGUGGCUGCUCCAUUCUGACCCGAUUCCUCACUGCAGGAUCUGUUCACCAUUGGGCUCGGCUGGCUGGUCUUCGGUGGCCUCCCAUUUGACCUGGUAGGAACUUACUUUUCUCUCGGAAUCUCUUUCCAUCUGCUUUGGGCUCUUCCUCUUUUUCCCUUUUUAGAUGGAGAAGUAUAGGGAUUUGCCUCUCUUGAUGGGUGUGCCUGUUGGUUCCAGCUGAAUGUGGUCGGCCAGGGCCUCGGCUUCUUUGGGUCCGGCUUGUACGCCUACUGCAAGCUCACAGGUAGGUAG